Molecule: messenger RNA, 834 nt
Organism: Rangifer tarandus platyrhynchus (Svalbard reindeer)
Lineage: Eukaryota; Metazoa; Chordata; Mammalia; Artiodactyla; Cervidae
Source: the annotation of a GenBank genome assembly
AUGCCAUGUGGCCCAAACCCGGCGGAGGUUCCACCUGGGGCACAAAUCACAGACCUGACCGAAGAUCGCAUGAGGAACGAGCACAGGCGCCGGUCACCUGUGCGCACCGGGGAGGCGCGUGCGGGUUUCCAGCCGCGAGGCGCCCAAGAGCAAGCGGGGCUCGACGCCCCACCCCCAACAGCUGUCCGCAUAAACUGGGCGGGCUGUGAGGUUGCCGGCUGGGGCUCCCCGCGGCCAGCCGGGCAAGGAGGGGUCGCAGGGUCCCUCCCCCGCAGAGGCGCAGACCCCGGGACGCCCAAGGACCCCCCAGGACGGAGGUCUCGGGUGCCGCCCUGUGAGGGCGCCCUGCUCCCCAGACACUGGCGCCCGAGCCACAGAGGCCUCCGAGGGCUCAGGUCCCCGGGGACCCCCGAGGGCCGAAGGGGCAGCGGGGCUGGGGAGUCGCCGUCCCUGAGCACCGCGGCCUCCCUGUGCCGGCCUGGAAAUGAGGCCCACGGUCGGGCCCAGGGCGGAAGCCUGAAGAGAGGCAACGCCGACGACAGACACCGGCACAACCGCGCGCGAGGUGCCCUCGCGAGAAUCUCCGGCUUCCGGUGCCUCCCCGCCAACCCCAGAGCGCGCGUGCGCACACGGCCCGGCGCGCGCUCCGGGACCCGCUCCCGCGCGCGCCUCGGUCCUCGCGCGCCCCCUGGCGCUCGGCGGCCGGCCCUGUGGGCGGCGCGCGCCAGCCCCGAGCGCGGAGAGCAGCGCCCCCGCGUGGACACGCGCCGCCCCCGCCCGCGCGGAGGGCCGCCGCCCACGUGGAUGCCACUCCCCCGGUCCACCGGCCGCUGA